AUAACCUCGUGAAAUCUCGCGAGAUUGAACAAUUUGAGACUUUUCGCGGGAAAGAAAGGUGCUCCUGGUAUCUGGUCGAACCAGUUUGCAGGUCUUCCACGCUCAUAUCUGAUCGAAAAUGGGGAGGAAAUCAAAUAAAGGAAAGGAAAAGAAGAAGAGGAGAAAGGAGGAACAGGCAAAGCUGGCAGCCUCCUUCACUCUUGUGGAGGCAGCAAACAAGCAAGAAGACCCAAUGGCAACAAUGGCUCCAUUCAAGAAAUAUGAAAGGAAUGGGCUGAAUCUGGCCAUUGAGUGUAAAAAGGUGGCUGAAUUGGACAAGGACACAGUGGACUGGGCCUUCUCCGUUACUAAGGACAACAUGCAGACAUUGUAUGAGGAGAGUAACUGGGGCUGGAAUGAUCGUCUGAAAAAAGAGGAGCUGACAGAAGACAAGGCCUGGUACCUGGUGGCCAGAGACCAGGAUGGCCAGCCCAUUGCCUUCUCACACUUCACUAUGAAAUCCAGCUGACCAAGACAGCUCGAAGAAAAGGCCUUGGGAAGUUCAUGAUGCAGAUUUUACAGCUCCUGGCUAACAAGGCCCAAAUGCUGAAGGUGAUGGUCACAGUCUUCAAAAUGAACACAGAAUCCAGGGACUUCUUCCUCAGGGCACUAAAGUUUGAGCUGGAUGAAACAGACCCCGGACUGUGUGACCCCAUGGAGGCAGAUGAGUAUUGCUAUGAGAUCCUCAGCAAGAAGACAGUUCUGGGAGUCAAGAAACAGCAGGAGGGUGACCAAUGCUGCUCAGGCUCAGGCUGCUCACGCAACCAACCCCACUGAUGACUACAUGGUUCACAUUUACACAUCUGCCUCUGAAUAUUGACCAAACUAUGCUUAUCUCAUCUUCUUUACUACAAUGGAAUGGAAAAUGAUACCCAACAAAUGUUUUGCAUAUGUCUUCUGACCACUGAUUGGUUUGAUUUUGUAGACUAGCUGGUGCUGAUGUUGUUUAAGGUAUUGUGGCAGGUACAUUAUUAUUUUUGUAGAGCAUAUGUAGAUAUAUCAAGGGCAUUCAACACUGAAUUGUGUAUACAUGUAUUGAGAAUUGCAGAAACACAUGCAGACAUACCAAGACACCAAGAGAAUACAUCAAUGCUUUACCCACAAGUAAAUGUAUAUGUACUUAAAAAGUAGAAUACUGUAAAUGUAUUUAAGUUCGCGGGGAUUUAAUUUCGCGGUAGCGGGAAAAAGGACUUUUCGCGGUGGAUUUAAGUUCGCGGUAACACCAUAGACUGCAAUCUAAUAUCAUAAUAGAAAAACAUUAAUCCACCGUGAACAUUUCUGCAUUUACAGUAUACAUUACAGUUUGAAAUUGUAUUAACAUUACAUGAGGUGAAAAAUUUUAGAAUAAGUGGACCAUUUAUUUCUAACCUUUAUCCUAUCAAACCUGGGGACAGAAAUCAUGCUGAAUAAUGAAUAAAUUGUGGGUGUCAGCCCAACUACAUA
Messenger RNA from Branchiostoma floridae (Florida lancelet), 1482 nucleotides. RefSeq names its product N-alpha-acetyltransferase 40-like. Gene Ontology annotation, molecular function: histone H4 acetyltransferase activity; histone H2A acetyltransferase activity; protein N-terminal-serine acetyltransferase activity. Gene Ontology annotation, cellular component: nucleus. NCBI's taxonomy places the organism in Eukaryota, Metazoa, Chordata, Leptocardii, Amphioxiformes, Branchiostomatidae. The record is from RefSeq and is a predicted model, not a curated record.